GCGGCAGCGGGGGACACCUGGAGGAGCAUUUCUUCCCCGGGUUUAUGAAUGGCACUGACAUGGAGGAAAUACCGUUUCAGAAAGUCAAGACCAAGAGGAAGAAGUGCUGCCACUGCUGCUGCUCCCCGCCGGCUGCCGCGGCGUCGGGAGCGGGAGCCGGGUUGGGAGACCCCCCUCCCUUGCUGCUGCUGGAUGCCAUCGCCUGCGAGGACGAGUUUGACUGCAAGGAGCUGGAGGCUCUCUUCCAGAGCUACAACCUGAAGCUGGAGCAGACGUCCACCCUCAAGGCGCUGGCCGUCCUCAUCGUGCUCACUGCCAGCCUAGCCCUGGUGGAGCUGCUCUCCGGCCCCAGCCUGACCAUCUCCAAAGGUUCGCACCCGGUGCACUGCAUCAUCUUCCUCUCCCUUUUCAUCGUCACCAAUGUCAAGUACCUGCAGGUCACCCAGCUGCAGCAGAUCGUCAAGCUCACCUUGCUCUUCAGCUUCACCUUUUCCUUCCUCUGCUGCCCCUUCUCUCUCGGCGCCUACGGCAUGGAGCCGCCCAGCGCCCCCGAGCAGGGCAUGUGGCAGCUCAUGCUGGUAACCUUCGUCUCCUACUCGCUGCUUCCCGUCCGGACGCUGCUGGCCAUCGUCUUCGGGCUGGUGGUGUCCGUCUCCCACCUCAUCGUCACCGCCACCUCCGUCAGUGCCAAGCGGCAGCGGCUCUGGAGGACGCUUGUGGCCAAUGCAAUCCUUUUUGUCAGUGUAAAUUUGUAUGGGGUCUUUGUGAGGAUUUUGACAGAAAGGGCUCAGAGGAAGGCAUUCCUUCAGGCCAGGAACUGCAUUGAGGACAGGCUGAGACUGGAGGAUGAAAAUGAAAAACAGGAACGUCUCUUGAUGAGCCUUUUGCCCAGGAAUGUUGCAAUGGAAAUGAAGGAAGACUUCCUGAAGCCUCCUGAAAGGAUUUUCCACAAGAUUUACAUUCAAAGGCAUGACAAUGUUAGCAUUUUGUUUGCAGACAUUGUGGGGUUCACUAGUUUGGCAUCACAGUGUACUGCCCAAGAGCUGGUGAAGCUGCUGAAUGAGCUUUUUGGAAAAUUUGAUGAAUUAGCUACAGAAAAUCAUUGCAGAAGAAUAAAAAUCCUAGGGGAUUGUUACUACUGUGUAUCAGGAUUGACCCAGCCCAAGACAGAUCAUGCCCAUUGCUGUGUUGAAAUGGGACUGGAUAUGAUUGACACCAUCACAUCUGUUGCAGAAGCCACAGAGGUUGAUCUUAACAUGAGAGUUGGAUUGCACACAGGCAGGGUGCUUUGUGGGGUCCUGGGUCUCCGAAAAUGGCAAUAUGAUGUCUGGUCAAAUGAUGUGACAUUAGCUAAUGUAAUGGAAGCUGGAGGACUGCCUGGGAAAGUUCACAUUACAAAGACCACCUUAGAGUGCCUAAAUGGGGACUACGAGGUAGAACCAGGAUAUGGUCAUGAAAGGAAUAGUUUCUUGAAGAAGCAUAAUAUUGAAACAUAUUUUAUUGUGCCAUCCCAUCGUAGGAAGAUAUUUCCUGGGCUGAUUCUCUCAGACAUUAAGCCUGCCAAAAGAAUGAAGUUCAAGACAGUCUGCUAUCUGCUGGUUCAGCUCAUGCACUGUCGCAAGAUGUUCAAAGCAGAGAUCCCUUUCUCCAACGUCAUGACGUGUGAGGAUGAUGAUAAGAGGAGAGCAUUGAGGACAGCCUCUGAAAAACUCAGGAAUCGCUCCUCUUUUUCUAACAAUAUUGUACACAACACUCCGGGAACUCGAGUGAACAGAUACAUCAGCCGCUUGAUAGAGGCCCGCCAAACUGAGUCUGAGAUGGCUGACUUGAACUUCAUUACCCUGAAGUAUAAGCAAAUCGAGCGUGAAAAUAAAUACCACCAGCUUCAGGAUGAGUACUUCACCAGUGCUGUAGUUCUCUCACUAAUUCUAGCUGCCUUAUUUGGCCUUGUCUACCUUCUAAUAAUACCACAGAGUACCAUAGUUCUUGUUCUCCUGGUGUUCUGCAUAUGCUUCCUAGUGGCUUGUAUUAUGUAUCUACAUGUCACACGAGUACAAUGUUUUCCAGGGUGCCUGACAAUACAAAUUCGUACCAUUUUGUGUAUUUUUAUUGUGAUCUUAAUAUACUCUGUGGCUCAAGGCUGUGUGGUUGGCUGUAUGCCUUGGGUUUGGAAUACCAAUUCCAGCAGCUCAAUAGUUAUUAUUUCUCCUGGUGGAACAAAUAAAACAAUGAAUGAACUUCCAUGCGACACAGCCCACUAUGCUUUCCUUUCCUGUGUAGUGGGGACUCUCACCUUGGCAAUAUUUCUACGUGUAUCUUCCUUGCCAAAAAUGAUUCUUCUGCUUUUUGUUACAAUUUUGUACAUACUUAUUCUGGAACUCAGUGGUUACAGAAAAGCAGUGGGGGGCGGCUCCUUUUAUAUGCGUGGCUAUGAACCAAUACUAGCUAUUUUGCUAUUUUCUUGUGCUUUAGCACUGCAUUCAAGACAGGUGGACUUGAAACUGCGUCUGGACUACCUCUGGGCAGUGCAGGCAGAAGAAGAGAGAGAUGAUAUGGAGAGAGUCAAGCUGGAUAAUAAAAGAAUUCUUUUCAACCUGUUGCCAGCCCAUGUUGCACAGCACUUUCUUAUGUCUAAUCCAAGAAAUAUGGACCUUUAUUACCAGUCAUAUUCACAAGUGGGAGUGAUGUUUGCUUCCAUCCCAAAUUUCAAUGAUUUCUACAUCGAAUUGGAUGGCAAUAAUAUGGGAGUGGAAUGUUUACGCCUGUUAAAUGAAAUUAUUGCUGAUUUUGAUGAGCUUAUGGACAAAGAAUAUUAUAAGGAUAUUGAAAAGAUCAAGACAAUUGGAAGUACAUAUAUGGCAGCUGUGGGACUUGUACCUACUUCAGGAACUAAGGCUAAAAAAUCAAUUUAUUCCCAUCUGAGUACACUGGCAGAUUUUGCAAUAGAGAUGUUUGACGUUCUUGAUGAAAUCAACUAUCAGUCUUACAAUGACUUUGUCUUACGAGUUGGUAUUAAUGUUGGGCCGGUAGUGGCAGGUGUCAUUGGAGCCAGAAGACCACAGUAUGAUAUCUGGGGGAACACUGUGAAUGUUGCCAGCCGGAUGGAUAGCACUGGAGUGCAGGGAAAGAUCCAGGUGACAGAAGAAGUUCAGCGGAUAUUAAAAAGAUGCAGCUAUGAAUUCGUGUGCAGGGGUAAAGUCAGUGUAAAGGGAAAAGGUGAAAUGUUGACCUAUUUCCUGGAAGGAAAGGCUGAUGGAAAUAAUUCCCAAACACGGUCUUUAAACUUAGAGCGGAAAAUGUACCCUUAUGGGAGAGCAAACAUUCAAACAAAACUGGGCACCAGCUGCCCCUCAGUGUCCUCAGUUGCUAGCUUUACUGUAAAACCUGGUCAUGGAGCAGGUCAAGCAUCUGCCACUCACACAAACCAAACACUGCAUUAUCUUCCUUCUGUGCCAGCUGUGAAGGAGGCAUAGAACAAAGGAGAUUUGGUUGUGCCACUUGCAGUGAGCACGGAGAGCAAUGGUUGCCUGAAUUCUUACUAAGAAGUCAGAGGUCAUAGGCCAUGUCAUUAACGAAGGACCACUACAACCCAACCAAAGAGAACUUGGGGACUGUGUAAUGAACUCUUGGGAUGGAAUAUAUAAGGGCUAGCAAUUCUGUUAUGAAAAGUCAAAACGGGAUUUUCUGGAAAUGAGGCAUAUUUUCUUGGCAUUUUUAAACAGUAAAUGAAAAAAAUUAGAUAAAUGUGCAAGCAAUUA
Sturnus vulgaris (Common starling) is the source of this 3758-nucleotide messenger RNA. It is a transcript of the gene ADCY1, whose product is annotated as adenylate cyclase 1. Gene Ontology annotation, biological process: adenylate cyclase-activating G protein-coupled receptor signaling pathway; cAMP biosynthetic process; intracellular signal transduction. Gene Ontology annotation, molecular function: adenylate cyclase activity. The record is from RefSeq and is a predicted model, not a curated record. Gene Ontology annotation, cellular component: plasma membrane. Lineage: Eukaryota; Metazoa; Chordata; Aves; Passeriformes; Sturnidae.